ACUGUUGUGGAAGGGAGGUGCGAUGGAUGGAUGCUUUGCCCCGCUACGUUUUUCAUAUUUGUCUUAGUUUAAACAGAAUGCGCCUUCUCCGGAAAAAUUUACCCCUUGAUAUACUCCGCGCUGUUGCGGAGGGCUGCUAGCGCAGCAUUAAUAAAUGACCCAGAAGCAGCGUUUUUUCGUUAUAGUUUGAAGAUAAACGCUAGCUGAGGCUGUUUAAGUAGCUACAGAGCUAGCCCCUCCUUGCUGUCUGCCAUCGCAUUCUUGUGUGUCUUCUGCCCCAGGAAUGUUCUCCAAAAAGCCUCAUGGGGACGUUAAAAAAUCAACACAGAAAGUGUUGGACCCAAAGAAGGACGUGUUGACGAGGCUGAAGCAUCUCAGAAUAGUCAUAGAAAAUGCAGAACCAUCAGAGCUCAAGCAUUUCUUCGACUUGAACUACUCCCAUAUCUACUAUGUCUUCUUUGAGAACUUUGUCACCAUUGAGGUCAGCCUCAGGCAAAAAGGUCACAAGUCUCAGAGGGAGGAGCUGGACUCCAUCCUCUUCAUCUUUGAGAAAAUCCUCCAGCUCCUGCCAGAGAGAAUCCAGAGCCGAUGGCAGUUCCACAGCAUCGGGCUGAUCCUCAAGAAGCUGUUGCACACUGGGAACUCUCUGAAGAUCCGUCGUGAAGGUGUGCGCUUGUUCUUGCUGUGGAUGCAGGCAUUACAGAGUAAUGCAGAGCGGGAGCAGCUCUGCAUGUUUGCCUGUUUGAUUCCUGGCUUCCCAGCUCCACUCUGCCAUGGGACGCCACGCACCCUGGACACUCUGAUCAACCCACCACUGAGUUUAACAGAGACUCAAGUUACCCCAGAAGAGAUCACUCCACUGGUUCCUCCCCAGUCAGGUGACAAGAACCAGGAAGACCUCACAGCUUACUUUUUAGAAGCUCUACUCAAAUACAUGGUAAACCAGGCCAAGUCUCUUGAGUGGCGUUGUAAAGACAACCAUGAGCGUGGCUUCAGCUUCCUCUUUGGUCACUUCAGGAAGUUUUACCUUCCUCACAUCUUUCCCAACUUUGCCAUGGAAACCAGCCUCUACAACCCAAUACUGGAUGUGCCUCCGAUGCGUCCGAAGCCCUACUACAGCGUGGUGCGCCGGGAGCAAGAUGGCGGUGAAACAUUGUACUGCACCAAGGAGAGCUUCCUUCAGGCCCGAGUCAUCUUCAUCCGCUGGCUGGUUUCCUUCUGGCUUGAGCCACGACCCAACACACAGACUCACAUCCCAGGAACAGAGGGAGAGAACGUCCCAAAGAACAUACAGCGAGCAGCAGCCGGACUGGCAGCUCGCUCUGCGGGCAGCUCCGACGACAGCGGUGGACGGGGGAUUCGGUCCGACAGCCACCUGGAAGGUAGUGGAUGCUCAUCUGGACCCGGCGCAGGCAGCAUGGGGAUAUCUGGGGGCCCAGGGGCUGGGGGUGAGCCUGAACAAAGCCACUCCAACACAUCAACAUUGACAGAGAGGGAGCCCAGCUCUUCCUCACUCUGCUCCAUGGAUGAAGAGCAGCUGACUGACAUGGAGGUAGUGAGGAGAGUACUGACCAGCUCCAGAACCAACGUUAACUUCAUCACUGAGAUCUUUAGACAGGCAUUUCUUCUUCCCAUGUGCGAAGCUGCUGCAAUGCGUAAAGUGGUCCGUGUUUACCAGGAGUGGAUCUCCAUGGAGGACAGGCCAGUGUUUAUGAAGGAGCCAGAGGAGGGCCCCUAUCCCAUAGCCACAGGUGGCAGUCUGGAUUCAGGCUCUCAGCUUGGAGAUAAGGAGGAUGAGGGAAUGAACAAGGUGAUUGACAGUGAAUUGCUGGAGUACAGCGUUCAUGCUGGAGUUCAGACUACGCUACAGGUAUUCAUCACCCACUCCUCCAACGUUUUUCUACUGGAGCCAGCAAAUGACAUCAAGAUCCUUUUGGAGGAACAUGUUGAUAUGUGCAAGCGAGUCCUGAACAUCUACCGCAGCCUUGUCAUGCAUGAGACCAUGGACCAGAAAACAUGGGAGCAGGUCUUACUGGUUCUGCUGAGGGUGACUGAGUCGGUGAUGAAAAGACCUCCAUCCAUCAUGCCCCAGGGCAAGAAGAACAACACACUGUCAGGCAGACUGGCUGGACCUAUUUUUCAGACGCUGAUAGUAGCCUGGAUUAAGGGGAACCUGAAUGUCUAUAUCAGCAGAGAACUGUGGGACGACCUCCUGUCUGUCCUCUCCUCUCUUACCUGCUGGGAUGAACUGGUCACUGAGUGGUCACUCACCAUGGAGACCCUCACCAAGGUGUUGGCCAGAAACCUGUACAGUGUUGAUCUGAACGAGCUGCCCCUGGACAAACUCAGUGAACAAAAACAGAAGAAACAUAAAGGAAAAGGAAUAGGUUCAGAGGGCCAGCGACAGAUUGUGGAUCGUUCAUUCUCUAAAGGCUGGAGCAGAGACCAACCAGGCCAGGCGGCAGCCAUGAGGCAGCGAAGCGCCACCACCGCUGGCUCACCAGGCAUAGAAAAGGCCAGGAGUAUUGUCCGCCAGAAGACCGUAGCCCUGCGUAGCUGUUCUACGGGGGACUCUCUGCUGUCCUCAGCCUUUAUCCGCAGUGCUAAGAGUGCUCCUGCUCUGGCUCCGCCUCUUCCUGUCCUCCUCCACCACCACCACCACCCUUUACUACCCCCCCUUGCCGACCAGCUGGCAGACCUUGAGGACCCACCAAUCACGCUGACAUCCCGCACAUCUCGGAUGCGGCACUCCUCCCAGAGCGACGAGGCACCUCCCACCUCCUGUUCCGAGGUCUUCCAGGCGGGGACUUGUGACCUGGAUGGCCCAGCCCCUUCCUCCCUCGCCAGGAGCAGCAGUGCCUCUGACAUCAUGGAGCCUUUCAUCGCUGAGCGGGUCAAAGGUGAAGACCCCCAGAGGGAUCCCACUUCAAUCCCAAAUACCCACCACCACCACUCCACAACUUCUUCUUUACACGCAGCCAACAGCCACGCAGCUCAACCACUCCCACAACCCCCCGCCUCCCCCUCUCCCACCCCUUUUACCUUCUCUAAUGGUGUUGCUGUCUCGUCCUCAGAGGGACAAGAUGAUGGUAGUGUCAGUGACCAGUUCUGGCACCAGACUGGCUCUCGAUGCCAAGGUUCUAGUUCUGAUUGGGUAAGCGACUGGGAUUCUGCCUUCGCCUGUUCAUCUGAAAAGGAAAUCGAUGUAGAAGAGGGUGAAAUGUGGGCUGGGGGAGAGGAGGAUGAUUUAUUCUCUUCCAUUAGGGACUACCUAACUCACAAAGGAGGUGAGAAGAAGGAGGAGGCAGGAGAAAAAGAUGGUCCUGGUCAUGUACUAGAAAACAGUGUUGUAACUAUACCUGUACCUGUGCAAACAGGGGUACCUAGAACAAAAAUGGAAUCCACAGGACAGACAGUAGAGGCAAGACAGGUGGUGAGAGAGGACACACAGACUUGUAAAGAGGACAGCCAGGUAAGUAAAUCUGUGAGACAUAGCAGUGUGGAUUCAGCAGAGGACAAUGAGGGAGAGCAGCGGAGCAUUUAUGAGUGCCUGGAGUUGCAGUGCCAGUGGCCAUCACCCAAUGCUAGAGGGAGUGCUAGCUUAGAAAGACACACUGGGGAGAAAAAGGGAGGAGGAAACACAGGAGGGGCAGUAGGUAAAUGUGAUGUGUGGAGAGACAUAGGAGAGGGGAAACAGGAUGAUAAAGACACAGCAGCAAAGGAGAGGUCCAGUAUCAUUAGACAAGACACUAACACAGUAGAAUCAAGCUCUGAAUCACAUCAGAUUCCCCAAACUUCUGACACAACUAAGGCCAAGAUGUCCCGUAUUAGCACCAAGAGGCACCAUUCUGGGGGUGUUCACGUCAGCUUCCGGCCCUCAACUGAGUCAGUCCAGUUCCACAACCCCCUUGAGAGUAAAGAGGCCCACUGGAAAGCCAGGCUGCGCCGCCUCAGUCACUUCCACACACACAGUCACUCAGCCGGGGAGAGGCCUGGGGCCGGAGCUGGGGCAGGGUCAGGUGCGAAGCUGGGAGCAGGGGGUGCAGGUAAGUUUGGCUCUGUAGCUGGAAUUAGCCAUAGAGCAGGGGCGUAUGAGAAAUUUGCCACUGGGACUGUUGCGGAUAAUAGUGGGGCGGGGAACGCCGCAAUUCAAGGAGGCCUGGAAAGCAGGGCUGGGACUGGAGGGGACAAGGACAAGCAACAUCCCGGAUCCUUUGUGGGAUCCAGCCUGGGCUCUGAGGCUCACUCAGAGGUGUCAUCAAGCAGUUCAGGUGUCUCUGGCGUGUCGUCAGGGGUACGUGGCCGUUUGGGACGUUCCGCCUUGCGAUCUCGAGCGUCCCGCUCACGCUCCCAAGAGCCCGGCAGCACUGCCUCUCGACACCACCAAGGGGCUCUCCUCGGUGGCGUCUAUAAGAGUGUGGUUCACGCGCUGUCCUCAAAGCCUCGGCCCCGAGGUCAGGGGUCAUCCCAGGGCUCGUCGCCACAGCGGCAGGGCCGAGCUGCCAUGGGUGACGCAUCGCUAAGAGACCUGUACUCCCACGUCCUGGGCUACUUUGGACGAAAGACGACUACGCCAGUCAACAAAGAGGAGGUGGUCCAGAAGGCUCGUCCAGUGUCCAGUGACAUAGGAACCUCCAACCCAAACUUCUCUGACCUCAUGGAUGAGUUUAUCCAGGAGAGGCUGCGGGCCAAAGGAACAGCUGGCCGCCGUGGUAGCAGCCCGGGAAGUCUGGAGGUUCCCAGGGACCUGCCGGAGCUCCUGGAGGCAGGUCAGAGUCCUGCUGGAUCCCGACCUUCAGAUGAUCUCCGUCCUAUUGAUGAUCCGGGGGUUCCCUCUGAAUGGACGUCACCUGCGAGUGCCAGCGGUUCUGAUGUAAUCAGCUCAGACAGCCAGUCAGACUCCUUUAAUGCCUUUCAGUACUCCACCUGCAAGUUUGAAAAUUUUACUUUCAGCUCAGAAGCAUGUGGAGGAGGAGCUGGAUCUGGUGGAGGAGGUCGAGGCAGCUCGCUGGACCAGGACAGCCUGGGAGGGGGCGUGGCCUGUGAAGAACAUGAAGUAGCCAGUUUGACAACACUUCACCUCGACUCAGAGACCAGCAGCCUCAGCCACACUGUCACUGUUACUGGUUCUGAGAGUGCAUCUCCCAUGCAUUCCCUUGGGGGCUCUCGUUCCCAGACGCCCUCCCCUGCCACACUGACAGCAGAGCACACUGAUCACACACACUCCCACUCGCACACACACCUACAGCUGGACCAGAAGCUCCACAACUCCGUCCUGCAGACUCCCGAUGACCUGGAAACCAGUGAGUUCCCCAGCGAGGACUGCAGUGUGAUGGCGGGUGGCUCUCUAACUGGAUGGCACGCAGAUGUUGCCACGGUAAUGUGGCGGAGGAUGCUGGGUAUCCUGGGGGAUGUCAAUAGCAUCAAAGACCCAGAGAUCCAUGCUCAAGUCUUCGAUUAUCUGUGUGAACUGUGGCAAAACCUGGCCAAGAUAAGAGAUAAUUUGGGCAUUUCCCUGGACAACCAGUCAUCUCCCCCUCCACCUGUUCUGAUCCCACCCCUGAGAAUCCUCACCCCCUGGCUCUUUAAGGCCACCAUGCUGACAGAGCGUUACAAGCAGGGGAAGCUUCAUGCCUACAAGCUGAUCUGCAGGAUCAUGAAGAGACGGCAAGAUGUUUCCCCAAACACAGACUUUCUCACACACUUCUAUAACAUCAUGCACCAAGGACUGCUGCACCAAGACCAGGACAUUGUGAACACCAUCAUAAAACACUGCAGUCCCAGGUUCUUCAGUAUUGGCCUGCCUGGAGCCACCAUGCUGAUCCUGGACUUCAUCAUUGCAGCUUCUAGAGUCACUGCCUGCUCAUCACUCAAUGCUCCUAGAGUAGAGGCCCAGAUCCUGCUUGGAUCUCUGAUGUGUUUUCCCAACUUGUAUGGGGAGCUUCCAGCCCUCCACCCCACCACAGCCGACGUGGUGCUUACCAAGUUUCCUGACGUCAAGGAGCACGUUAUUAAAACUGUCCUGACCUCUGCCAGGGAUGAGCCCUCUGCUCCUGCCAGGUGUGUGGCUCUGUGUAGUCUGGGUAUCUGGCUGUGUGAGGAGUUGGCUAAUGGAACUCAACAUCCACAGAUUAAAGAUGCUCUCAACGUCAUCUGUGUUACUCUGAAGUACCCCAAUAAGAACGUGGCACUGGUGGCAUCGGACAUCCUUCAUCUCCUGAUCAGCCAUGUGGAUCAUCUUCAGAAAUUCCCCCCUGACACUCCAAAGAAGAUCGUAGAGAUUUUGAUUGCCACCAUCACUUACUUGCUGCCUACGACUGAGUCCUCUCCUCAUGAACUGGAUAAGAGGCUGGUAGUGUCUCUCCUGUUGUGUCUGUUGGACUGGGUUAUGGCUCUGCCUCCAAAGACUCUUCUUCAACCUGUUCAAACACGAAGCCCUCCAGAGAAGGACCAGCCUACCAAGACUCUGCUCAGCUGUAUUUAUAAGGUGUUGCAUGGUUGUGUGUAUGGAGCCCAGUCUUUCAACAGUCCCAAGUAUUACCCGCUGCAGCUGUCGGACCUGCUGAGUCCAGACUAUGACCCCUUCCUACCACUAGAAAGCCUGCGAGAACCAGAACCCCUGCACAGCCCAGACUCUGAACGCUCCAGCAAAAUCCAGCCUGUCACUGAAGUUCGUAGCCGUAUUCAGCAGGGCCUGGUUUCCAUCGCAGCCAGAACAGUUAUCACACACUUGGUCAACCAUCUAGGACAUUAUCCAAUGUCUGGAGGGCCUGCUACUCUAUCUAGUCAGGUGUGCGAAAACCAGGACAACCCAUUCUGUGAGAGUGCAGAUCUCGGACCAGAGCUUUUCCAUUCACCAAACCUACAGUUUCUGGUCCUGAACGGCUCCACACUGCUCUCAGUGUAUCAGAUUCGAUCAGAGUCUGGUGUACCAGGAGGCGGAAUGACUGCUGGUUUGUCCUCUGCUCCCGCUUGUGUUCGUGUCAUCAUCCGUGAUGUAGCUGGAAAACACUCCUGGGAUUCUGCAGUGCUCUACGGGCCCCCACCAUGUUCCCCAAACAGCCCAACACACACGUUUUUUUCACACACACAAUCACCCCUCAGUACGAAUCUUCAUUUACGCACCCCACCAGGAGGUCCGCCGAAAAAGAUGGAAGUGAAGGGAGAAGGCAGCGAGGAGGAGGGGCAGGGGGAGGCCGAGGAUGGAGGAAGAGGGAUGGAGGGUGAACAGCAAGAGUUUCAGGCAGAGGUGGAGGAGGAGGAGGAAGCAGAGGAGAGGAAGGUCGGUGAGGAAGAGAAGGGUGAACAAAGAGGAGAUGAAAGAGAUGAGGAAGAGGAGGAGCUGGAGGAAGAGGAGAAGAACAAGCAUAGGAUGGAUGGGGCUGAGGAUGGAGGGGAGUCGGGCUCGGAACAGCUUCUAGCUCCACCAUUGGCUAAACGUGUGUGUCGGGAUGCUGUGCCAGCAUGGGACUCGCUGACUGAGGGGGACGAUGCACUGGAUGAAAUGCUGCAGUACCUGGGAUACUCGAGUCCUGAGUGUCUACAGAGAGCAGGCAUGCCGCUCAACAUCCCAGCCCCUCCUCCAGCGUGUGUUUCAGAAAAGCAGGAGAACGAUGUGAUCAAUGCCAUCCUGAAGCAGAGCGCUGCGGAAAGAGAGUUUGUCCUUCAUAGAGGUGAAGAGUUGAACAUGAGGGCAGUGCAGCAGACUGAACCAGAGACUCAGACGCCACAGUCAGCCUUCUACUACUGCAGACUACUGAUCAACAUACUGGGACUCAACUCGUGGGAGAAGAGGAGUAACUUUCAUUUGUUGCGGAAGAAUGAGAAGUUGCUGAGAGAGCUGAAGAACCUGGACUCACAGCAGUGCCGUGAGACUCAUAAAAUAGCCGUGUUUUAUGUGGCUGAGGGCCAAGAGGACAAACACUCCAUACUAACCAAUACAGCAGGCAGCCAAGCGUAUGAAGACUUUGUCUCUGGACUGGGUUGGGAGGUGGACCUCACGACUCACUGUGGCUUUAUGGGAGGUCUCCAGAGGAAUCGCAGUACAGGCCAGACUACGCCUUACUAUGCCACCUCCACUACAGAGGUCAUCUACCACGUCUCCACCCGCAUGCCCCAUGACCAGGACCACAACCUCACUAAGAAGCUUCGACACCUGGGUAAUGACGAGGUUCACAUUGUUUGGUCGGAGCACUCCAGAGACUACCGUCGAGGGAUCAUCCCCACUGAGUUUGGAGACGUGCUAAUCAUCAUCUACCCCAUGAAGAACCACAUGUACUCCAUCCAUAUUCUCAAAAAACCUGAGGUGCCAUUCUUUGGUCCACUGUUUGACGGUGCCAUAGUGGACGUGAAGAUUUUGCCCACCAUGGUCAGAGCCACAGCCAUCAACGCCAGUCGGGCUCUCAAAUCCCUCAUUCCCCUGUACCAGAACUUCUAUGAGGAGCGCGCCCGAUACCUCGAAACCAUCGUACAGCACCACCAGGAGCCGACCACAUUUGAGGAUUACGCAGCUCGUGUCUACAGUCCUGCUCCCUGCACACACCUGCCCUCUGACACAGGCUCCUGCCUAGAGAUUCUUCGGGGAGAAAGUCCGGCUCUUGGGGAGGCCGGGAGCGACUCGGCGUCCCCCAUGUCUCCUCGGACUAGCAAGAGCCGCAUGUCCAUGAAGCUGCGACGCUCCUCUGGAUCGGCCAAUAAGACUUAAGAUCUCUAGAUUACGUGGUCCAGUCCAAACUGACACUCCACGUCGUUCAUGUCUGAUCAAGCAGUCAGACACGGAAGUCCUCGAAAAAUGUUUCUCCAGAUGAAAUUUGGUCUACAGCUGCACUUAAAAGUACAAGAAAUUAAACAUGACACACAUUGAAAUACACAUAUCCAUUUUCAGCAGGAAAAAUGAUUCGUGAUGACGGGCUCAUCCCAUCUCCUCCAGCAUGCUGCCGUUCUGAUUGGACACUGGCCUUGUAUGUACAGAACGCUUUGACGCACAGUUGUACUCGAAUAAACAUAUGUAAUAGUAUUCUGUGGACUAUAUUAUACUAUAACUUUAUUUUGAAAGUCACAGCUCACAGCUGCUGAAUUUAUCUUAAGCUUUGCUGUCUAAAAACCAGUCGAACCAGUGCUGCAGCAUGCUGACCUUCGCCACAGUAGAAACAGCUGAACAAGCACAGCCCAAGCAGUGCAGUAUUAGUUCAUAAUAAUCUGUGCCAUGUUAGAAACUGCUCAAACUGCAGUGCAACCGGGACUGCAAAAAAAAAAAAAAGCUUAAGUGUGCCACAUUAUACACUGAGGUCAAACUGCAGAACAAAAACAAACAAAAGCAGAGACUCUUCAGUCUGUGUUGUCGAACAUCUGUAUAUUUGUACAAUAGUCAGUCCAUGCGUGUACAGACAGAAACAUGAGUUUUGAUACAAAAAGAUUGAAUUUAGAGUGGCUGCAUCUAUAGUGUUGCUGGAAGAAAACAAGAUUAAAGUCUAUUUUUGUUCUCAGUGCAGCAUUAGGCCCGUAAAGAUAAGGGCAGCGCUUUCAAUUCAGCGCUCAUAAAAUGUAAAUAGUAACUCAUCCGUUUGCUAAUAAUGAUAAAAAAAACUGUCAUUGUGGACACUCUCAAGCCAAAAAUGCUCACCGUGUUUGAAUCCAGAAGAAAAUCCCCUCCUUGAACUUCUGGGAGUCAAAGCUGACCCUUCGCGUGAAGCCGUGUGAGAAACAGUGUUAAAGUAAUGAUGGAGGGACUGUUGGUCUUUCAGAAAGGAGAGAGAAGCGCUAUCAGACAGUUAACAAGACAUCACUGAUCAAAGAGGAAGCACUUGUUAUAUAAAGUUUAGUUUUGACUUUUUUGCUCAUGCUGUAAAAUGUGAACAAGCACUGAUGUUCAUUGCAUUUACUUUCUUCCUUUUUUUUUUAUUUUUCUUUUUAAAAUCGACUGUAAAUUGUUUUUUGACCCGAACAAGAAUGUUGCUGUAUUUUUAAGUUCAGUGUCGCUCCGUGAUCUGAUGCAAUCGAACCACAGCUGUUCUUUCUUUGUUCCUUUGACUCUAUAUAUUCUGUAUAUCUAUAUAUGUAUGAGUAUAAAUAUAUAUAUAUAUAUAUAUAUAUAGUAGAUAUAUGAAUAUCUAUAAGAAUGUGUACAGUGUGAGGAGGCUUGUUGUGUAAAUACUGUUCUGUGAGAAAAGCUGCCAAAGCCAAACUGUGGUUUAACCUCAAAUCACAUAUCCGCUUAAAAUGGGUUGACACUACAAGAUGUUCUGUUUCAAUGGUUUCUCCUUUUCAUAACCAGUUUGCACUUCAUUGUCUCUGAGUUUCAAGGUGAACUCAUUCUUUACUGUUUAUAUACAUAACUGUAGUACCACAGCCAGACUGGGGGACAUUUAAUGGAAAAGAAAACCAGUUGCAGGCCAUCAUUUUCCUCAUGUUUCAUUGUUUGACAUAUUGCUGAAUGAGGCUCGGCGUCUUUCGAUGGUAAUUCAUUAUCACCACCUUCGUGGGGUUGGAAGGAGGAAAGCUAGAUUUAGAUACUGCAAAUCCAAGGCCAAAGAGGGGAAGAAAGGAAAGAGAUCUCAGCGUAUCAUCAGUUAUAUAUGAAUGGUUUUGCGCUUUUUGUUUCACGCUGCUCUUAUAUAUUGACUCAUCCCUGCUCCAGUGCUGAAUGGAGGGGAUCCGCAUGUAAUCACAAAAUGUAACACUAACCAUAAAUGAUUUUCAUGUAUGUUAACGGCGUCAUUUUACACUCCAUCAGCUCAGCUCGGCACAAAUAAAACUGACAAGGUUUCAGAUUAGCUUACAUUGUUCAGAGUACUUCCAUCUCGUCCUCCUUUUUAAAUGGUGGCGUGUUUUCCGCAUGUCUCCGUGAUUUCCUGGUUUCAUGGCCUACAGGAAACAAACAUGAAAGGUCUGUAUUUUAAAACAUGCAUCUGAGUUAAAGGGUUUGCAUCAGGCCUCACUGCUUGAAGUGUAUUCACAGCUGUGUUUUCUGUUACUGCUGAAUAUUUUUAUGUUUUAUUUCAGUCAUAAAUUCUCCAUAGAGAAGGACAGGAUUGUAACAUUUUUUUGUUGGUUUGUUUUUUUGCCCCUUUUGUGGGAGUUGAAAUUGUUAGCUUUUAGAAAUUUGUCAAAUUCAUGUUGUGUUUCUUUGUGAAUAUUUGGAAAUCAGCUGAGAUUUGAGUUGUCCCUUUAAAUUAUUGCUGUUACAGUUCUUGUUACUGCUGAAGUUGAAGCGCCAUUGAUAGUAGCCCAGUAGCCCCACUGCACUCUGGGACUGAUCUGUUCAUGCUGUAUAUAGACUACAGCCCGCCUGCCAGUCGCCAGCUGCGGCUCAAUUUGCUUGGUUACAUCCUGCAAACACUUUGACAACCUGAGCCUGUUCAGUCCAGCCUAAACUCUGUCCAAGUACCGACACCACACAGCAACGCCCUGUUUACACUCCUUUAUACUCUUUGGAUUAAAAUCCCUCGUCCCCACAUGAUUACUGGAGUCAUGAUGCUGCUUUUAUGUCUCGUGGAAAAAAAUGGGAAAUUUCAGCCUUCAAAUUUGCAGAUUUAAAAUAGGAUUUCAGUGUUGAGCUCACAGUGAUCUGCUCACUAAACUGGACUUAACAGACUCAUGAUUUCAGAAAUGUAUGUUUGUUCAGUCUGACAGCUCUGAUAAGCAGCAACCAAAACCUGUGGAAGACCGAAGUUAUACAAAGCCUCUCACAAUUACGAACGAUUCAUAUCUAAUACCCUGCCUGUCUGGAUUUUGACUCCCCUUUCGUCUGCAGCCAUAUCAACCGCAGUAAUGUCCCUUCAUAAUGAAUAAUUGGAAGCUCUGUGCCUGUGUCAAUGGAUGCUCUGGAUGCUGUGAUGGAUACGAGUUCAGCUGUCGUCCACACGUUAGUUUGGGACAAAGCUGAUGUAUGUAACUACUGACUGUACAUACUGCAUGACGCCAGUUCAGUACUAACUGCAUGUGUUGAUCAUGUAACAGCUGUAUCACAGCAUACACACACUCCUCAAAACUAUGUUACUGUCAGACCUGUAGUAUGUAAACGUGUAAUGUCUCUUUUGGACACACAGAGCGAUGAUGGAAUUUGACAAUAAAUGAUUCAUACCACUGA
This is a messenger RNA of Chelmon rostratus (copperband butterflyfish), 12088 nucleotides long. RefSeq names its product Ral GTPase activating protein catalytic subunit alpha 1 (gene ralgapa1). Gene Ontology annotation, cellular component: nucleus; cytoplasm. The coding region runs from base 284 to 8704 and encodes 2806 amino acids. Gene Ontology annotation, biological process: positive regulation of GTPase activity; regulation of small GTPase mediated signal transduction. Gene Ontology annotation, molecular function: GTPase activator activity. The record is from RefSeq and is a predicted model, not a curated record. The transcript has 46 exons. Lineage: Eukaryota; Metazoa; Chordata; Actinopteri; Chaetodontiformes; Chaetodontidae.